Messenger RNA from Oryzias melastigma (Indian medaka), 773 nucleotides. Its product is annotated as troponin I, fast skeletal muscle. The transcript is spliced from 7 exons. The record is from RefSeq and is a predicted model, not a curated record. Gene Ontology annotation, cellular component: troponin complex. NCBI's taxonomy places the organism in Eukaryota, Metazoa, Chordata, Actinopteri, Beloniformes, Adrianichthyidae. Gene Ontology annotation, biological process: muscle contraction. The coding region runs from base 117 to 632 and encodes 171 amino acids.
UGAAGCCUCAUAUAUAUAUAUAAACAGGCAGGCCAGGAUUUCUUCCCACUGCCUCUGAGGCCCUCCUCCUCGACUUUUCGUCUCAGUGUAGGCUGUGAAGAACAAAAACCAUCAACAUGUCUGAGAAAAAGAUGACUUCGAGCCGCAGGCACCACCUGAAGAGUUUGGUUCUUCAGGUGGCAGCCAAUUGGUUGGAGCAGGAGAAAAAGGACCUUGUGACCGCCAAGGAGAAUUACAUGUCUGAGAAUUGCGCUGCUCCUGACAUGAGUGGAGACCAAGCCGCCCUCCAGGAAACCUGCAAAAAGCUGCACGCUCUCAUUGACAAGAUAGAUGAAGAGAGGUAUGACCUGGAGGCCAAAGUGGGGAAGGCCGACAAAGAGAUUGAAGACCUGAAGAUCAAGGUGGUCGACCUCCAGGGAGUGAAGAAGCCCGCCCUGAAGAAGGUGCGCAUGUCUGCCGACGCCAUGCUGAAGGCCCUGCUGGGCUCCAAACACACGGUCAACAUGGAUCUGAGAGCCAACCUGAAGCAGGUCAAGAAGGAGACCAAAGAGGAGCCAAUAGAGGCAGUCGGCGACUGGCGUAAGAACAUUGAGGACAAGGCUGACAGGAAGAAGAUGUUCGAGUCCUCCUAAAGAACUGAACUCUAUCUCUGCAGCUGUGCUGGGCUGCUGCCACAACUUUUUUUUUUUUUUUUUGAACUUCUGGAAGUUUUCAUUGAAUUGAAAUGCAUUUGUUUCAUUACAUCAUAAUCUGUGCUGAUUUGUUUAACCGCA